AUGAUUUAUAUAUGCGGUGUUUGUGGCGAUAAAACAUCUGGCAGGAAUUUCUGCGCCCUUUCCUGUGAGUCAUGUAAGGCAUUCUUCAGGAGAAAUGCCAACAAUUUAAAUAAAUAUAAAUGUGUUUUUCAAAACAAUUGUCAAAUGAAUGUCGAGAUGAGGACUGUUUGUAGAAAAUGCAGACUUCAAAAGUGUUUCGCUAUUGGAAUGAGAAAAGAAGUGCUGAUGACUGACGAGGAAAAAGAAGAGAGAAAACGAAAAAUGCAGAAAAAUAAACAAAAAUUAUUUGCCGAUAAAAACAAUAUCAAUAAAAUAAAUGGCAAAAUCAAUAUCUUCAUCGGCAAGACCGACUCUUCAUUCACACCAUCAAUGGUUGUGACCGAUAGUGAAGAGACGGACAAUAUAUUUGAGUUUUUAAAUAAUAAUAACAUAAGUAAAGAGACACAGGAUUUGGAAAUAAGAGAAUUGGAGGACAUAUUAUGGGUUGAGAACAGCUCUUCAACGGUAUCGACAUUACCGACAAAUUGCAAUACAAUUCCCGCACAUAUUAUAUGCCAUACAUUUAAUGAGUCGGAAGGCAUGAAAUUCAAUGAACUAAUGGCCGCCACUUAUGACGAAAGGUUGGCCACAAUUCCUAUCAUUAAGACGGAAGUGUCGGAUGUGUGGGAAGGCAUCAAAAUGUUGGCCCUUCACUGUGAGAUUGGGGUUAGAAAACAAACAAGGUGCUUUAAACAAUUAAGAGCUUUUCGCCUUAUGUGUGAAAAUGACCAGUUAUUGUUGUUUAAGAGAGCGGCCAUUCAAUUAGCAUGUAUGAGAUCGAAAUAUUUUUACCAUCAUGAUCAGGAAGAGUGGCGUUUUCCCGGGGACGACACCGUUCAACCAUUUCGACUGCAAUUACAAUGUACGCCAAUUAUAUUGUUUGAUACAAAUCACCCAAACAUUACGCAUAGGAAAAAUGUUAAAUUUCAGCAAAAAGUUUACAUUCAUUUACUUCAACGAUAUUUACUAAUGAAAUACCAAACGGAAAUUAUGAGAGAUUUGCAACAAAAGUGCAUUAAUUAUGGUUUAAAUCUGUGUCCACCGGAUAUGAGUCCUCUUCUCAAUGAGAUUUGCGAUAGAGAUUGUCCUCAACUCAUGGCUUCAUAA
Molecule: messenger RNA, 1146 nt
Organism: Medioppia subpectinata
Lineage: Eukaryota; Metazoa; Arthropoda; Arachnida; Sarcoptiformes; Oppiidae
Source: the annotation of a GenBank genome assembly